GCGGGCGCGGGUCACGUGCGCCGGGCAGGAGUUUCCCCGACAGCUGGAGGCUGCGUGGGAUCCGGCGGCGGCUCCGGAGCUCGGCGGUGCGGCCUUCCCCGCCCCCCUUCUCCUCCCCCGCCCGCUUCCGCCCGGCUUAUUAUCCUUCGUAUUGACAAACAGAGCGGCCGCCGCGGCGACUCUGGGCGUGCGUUACUAGCCAAGCGAUGGGAGACAAGAAGAGCCCCACCAGGCCGAAGCGGCAGCCGAAGCCGUCCUCGGAUGAGGGUUACUGGGACUGUAGCGUCUGCACCUUCCGGAACAGCGCGGAGGCCUUCAAGUGCAUGAUGUGCGAUGUGCGGAAGGGCACCUCCACCCGAGAAGAAAAACCUGGAUCACUUACCAGUAACUGGAGUUCUCCUAUUGGGUAAUCUCCACAGAUCCACAUUCUUUGAAGUUAUUGUGAAUGCCUCGAGGACCAAGGAACCGUUGAAAUUUCCAAUUUCAGGAAGGAAACCUCGACCUGUCUCCCAGUUGGUUGCACAGCAGGUUACUCAGCAGUUUGUGCCCCCUACACAGUCAAAGAAAGAGAAAAAAGAUAAAGUAGAAAAAGAAAAAAGUGAAAAGGAAACAACUAGCAAAAAGAACAGUCAUAAGAAAACCAGGCCAAGAUUGAAAAAUGUGGAUCGGAGUAGUGCUCAGCAUUUGGAAGUUACCGUUGGAGAUCUAACAGUCAUUAUUACAGACUUUAAGGAGAAAACAAAGUCACCACCUGCAUCUAGUGCUGCUUCUGCAGAUCAACAUAGUCAGAGUGGCUCUAGCUCUGAUAACACAGAGAGGGGAAUGUCCAGGUCGUCUUCACCCAGAGGAGAAGCCUCGUCAUUGAAUGGAGAAUCUCAUUAAAGUUUAUUUUCUCCAAUUUCUUAGUCACUUCUGUCCUACCAUGCAAAUACACAGAUUAUGCCAAGAAAUGCCACAUUUUCAUGACAAACACAUUUGUGCAAAAUCCCUAAUUUGAGUUUUACAUAAAAUUUUGUCAGAAUUUGUUAGAUUUUAUUGUAAUCUAUGCCUACCAGACAUUUCUGGAUUUAACAUUUUGGUCUCUGCAGUUAUGUGCCAUGAAAAUGUGGUUGAAUUAUUCAUUAUGCAGUGUUAUUGGUAAGUCUAUUUUCACUUUUAGUUUAGUGAAUUCUAACACAUGAUUCUUGAAUUCUCUACUAUUGGCAUGUAACAAGUUUAAAUUUUUUAUAACAUAGUGCAAGCUGCCUAAAUAUGUAAUAUUUGAGAAUUGUGAAACAAAUAGUUAUAUGUAUACAAGUCAAAUAUCAACUUAAUCAACUAUAUUGCUGCAACAGGAUUUUCUUAAUGGUUAUCCACUUAAUACACCUGCUGGUACUUGGUGUGGUUAAAUAGGAAAGUUGUUAUUAAAUAAAGAAUUUGUUAUGAACUUUGCCAAUGUUUUUGACACCUUUUACUAAAUUAUUGUUUCUGAAUUAUGUUUCUGGUUUUAUCCAUUUUUGAGAUGUUUUUGUUUGCCUAUUUUUCAAAACAUUCACAUAUUGUAAUGUUUACUAGCAGACUAGUAAACAAUAAAACAUUGAUUAUUUAGCUUUAUAAUUCAGGUUUGGUGAUAUUGUCAUUGAACACUGGUAUUUUCUGUAUUAUAUAAAACAUUAAAAUUCAAAUAAUUAUAAGCAUUGGGCAAAAACUGAAGAGAAAAGAAACUUGCCAUAUUUUAAAAGUUGCAAUUUUGGAAAAGCUUUAACUUAAUGAUAGUUUUAUCACUGUUUCCUUGUCCCAAACUUAUUCAGGGUCAUAGAUAUAUGAAUCUAAUUAAUACAGAAAUUGGAACUGUUGCACAAAACUGGGAAAUAACUAAUCUUAUAUCAGUUUAAUUGGCUUCUUAUUAAAUAUAGCAGUUCUUAUAAAAAUCAUAGUACCCUAUUUUCAGACACACCUGCCAAUUUAUGCAUUUAUCAAUAUCCUGAAAUUUAAAAAAUAUUUACAGCCCCACUCAUUAUUAUGUACAAUUACCAAUAAAAUAUUUUUAUGACUACAGAUUUUGCAUUUUGUUUACAACUAAUAAAGUGUUUUAUGUUGUAUUUUAAAAUCCAACUUAGAAACCACAUAUGCUCAAAUUCUCCUAGGGUCUCCUGCUUUCUCUAACCAUUUGCGUAAUAUACAUCCACUUAUAGGAGACUUUUGAAAUGUAAAUCAGCUUAAAAACAUAACUUGGGUACAAAAUAUCACAUUAAAGACAUAAUAACAUUUGAAGGAAAAAAAAAAUGUAAGCCCUGACAGUUGUGAUAUUUGGUGGUUUCUCGUGGUAAUGUAAUUUUCUGUUUGAUUGCAGUACUUUUUCCAGGCACAAUGGUACUGUCUUUUGUAAGAUGCUAGUUGUGAAAUACAGUUAAUUGCAUACAGUAAAAGUCUGUGAUUAAAACAUUCAUAUACCUCAUUCUUCAGUGUUGUUAAAUGAAACAAUUUGUGUUUUUAUUAUAAGGUACUUUCAACCGAAUAUCAACUAAGUGGUUAUGUUCUUUUAAAACAUGAUUUUUUGUCUUAACCUGUUUUUCACGGUUCAGAUGUUUUAUGUAUUCAUUUUUGGGGAUAGUAAAAAUUAAAACAAUUGUAGGGAAAUCAUUCUAGUUCUUAAGUCAAAAUUAUGCUUUUAAAGCACUGCAUCUUAUCAAAUACUUUCAGGAUAUAUUUCAAAUAAACCGCAAGAGAGAAAAUUUUGACAGAAGAUGGGAUUUUACCUGAGUAGGACAUAAAUGGGAAUACAAUAUGGCAUGGAGAUUAAGAGUGCUAACUGAUGUUUGGUGUUUGAAUUCCUGUUGUAGAACUUGUUAGUUUUAGCAAGUAAAUUACUCAAGCUCAUCUCCCAUCUAUAAAACAGGAAUAAAUAAUCAUAUUUAACUCAGGUUUUUUGGGAGGAUCAAAUGUCAGUCCAUGUAUGAGUCUUAACAAUUACCUGAAACAUUUUGGUUGCUUAGCAAAUGUGAGCCUUACUAUUAUUUUAGGUAAAAUCACAUUACAAAAACACAAAAAGGUAUUUUGUAACAAAAAUUCUUCCUGUGCCCUCUUGGAUGAUCUAACGGAAUAGCGUUCUAUUGGUGACACUAAAUUUUCGAUGUAACCUCAGAUGCUUGUUCCCAGAAAGAUCAUCUUUUCAUAAUUAAAGAACCUGAUAGUAUACACUAUGAAACUGCAGAAAACUAAGAUGCCUAGUUUGAACUUUUAUUUUCCUUUCAUUUCCUUUCAUCUUUACCUGCCUUCAUUUCACUCUAUCUCUGCUAUACUUCCACACUAGGUAAACGUGCAAAUUCCUUAAACACUUGUACCUAACAUUAUGCAAAAAUAUUGAGAGCCUGGGUUUAGGGUAUAUUUUUAGCUCUGUUUAAUGAAUUUACAAUGUGGUUUUAGCAGUGGGUUCUUUUAACCAAAUUCUAUAUGAAAAAAAUUUAGAGCUGGAGUGGGAAUAUAGCUCAGUAACAGCACACUUAUCUGUAAAUCACAAGACACUACGUUUGAACCCAGCGCAACAAAACAAACAACAAAAAGCAGUAACAAGAAAGAUUUUGGAUGUUUUCAGUUUAUUACCUUGCUUUCAUGUAGGUAAGAGUGAAGGUGUACUUUGAAGAAGACUACAUAUUCCUAAAACAUUUUAUACUACAUAAUAGAAAUAGUGGACUUAAUAACUUAAAGGUUUUAUUUUUUAUUAAAUGCUUUCCUAAAAUUAUAGUGAUAACAGACAAGGUGAAAACUUUAAAAAGAGGGACAAACCUCAGUAUAAGUCAAUAGCAUAUGUUAACUUUCUUUUAGCUAUAAAGCCUUGUUGCCUAAAAGAAUGUAGUUUUGGCAUAUGCAUUAAUGGUAAAUGGUCUAGAAGUGUUAAGUUUCCACUGGGGCCCUUAUUUUACUUUCUUGGUCUGCAACUUAUCUAUUUUCUAUUAUCUCAUGUAGGAACUGGGCCAUUUUGUAAGCCAUUCAAAGACAUUUCUGUAUUGUACUUUGAAAAUUAAGUGAAAACAGAAGAAUGUGUAAGGAAAGGAUAACAGAAAAAUAAUGGCUUGAUUUCUUAGCACUCACCACCUCCACUUCAUUCCCAGUCACCUUCAGUUGACUGGAACAACAAAUGCAGAAAAAACAGAAGUGCAGAAAAGUCAUCAGUGACAAAAAUAGUUGAGCAGAAUCAAAAGGCAAUGAAGGUUAUAGAACAUAGGAUGUGACUGACCAUUUUUGAAAGGUGAAGAAAAAAGUCCCAAUAAGAUCAAGGGCAGGGAAGGAUAGGAAUGGAAGGCAGUGAAGGAAUAGAAAGGGGAAAAGCAGAAACAGUGACAGCGAGCUCAGGGAUGCAAUCUGGGUAACAGGAGAAUCACUGGGAAGGGAGAGAGAAUAAAUGGGAACUUACAGCACGUCAAUAUUUGAGGACAUUUUAAAGACGUGUCAUCUUCAUGCCAUUAAAGUUUUAAGUUGUGUUUAGUAAACAUUUACAGCAAUGUGUGGGAUACUUUAGAAUGAUUUUCAUCAUAACCAGUUCUCUUUUAAGACACUGUCAGGGAGAAAAGUUUUCACUGAAUUACAUGGUUUACUUUCCUGAAUGCACAUCCCCACUAGCCCAGAUCAUUUAGUUAGGCUUUGUGUUUAGUCAGUGCAGAUAUUUCUGUCUUUAUGGAAUGGGCCAGUUCUGGAGAAUAUAAAAUACCAUGAAAGUACCACAUGCUUUAAUGGAAAAAAUCAGAGGGCUGAAUCCAGUGCUCUGGGAUGUUUCACGUUCUGAAUAUUUUUUCCCCCUUUAGUGGGAGUUGUAGAGUAUAACUUACUAUAGUAAUUUCCUGAUCUAGGUUUUCUUUACAUCAGUGUUAUUUAAUUCAGUGAACAUUUAUGGAGUAUAUUUUGGGUGUUAGGCACUGUCAUAUAGCGGUUAGUUACAAAAAGGACAGAUGAACUCAGAAAUCUAAUUAUAGUUCUACCACUGCAACAAUAAAAAUGUGUAAGAUACAAAAAUAGAGGAGCUUGCCACCUCUUUGUUUCUAGAAAAUUUACCUAGGCCUAAGUAUCCACUGCAAGUCCACACUGAAAAUAUUAGGACUUCUUUGGUGUUUGCAGCUGAUAAGUAC
This is a messenger RNA of Sciurus carolinensis (gray squirrel), 5102 nucleotides long. RefSeq names its product YY1 associated factor 2 (gene Yaf2). Gene Ontology annotation, cellular component: nucleus. The coding region runs from base 334 to 882 and encodes 182 amino acids. The record is from RefSeq and is a predicted model, not a curated record. Gene Ontology annotation, molecular function: transcription coregulator activity; DNA binding. NCBI's taxonomy places the organism in Eukaryota, Metazoa, Chordata, Mammalia, Rodentia, Sciuridae. Gene Ontology annotation, biological process: positive regulation of DNA-templated transcription. The transcript has 5 exons.